UCACACAAGGAAAGACGAUUUGUACAUUAAGAUGUCUCAACAUCAACACGGGAGACUGGAGAGAGGGCAGGAGACCAAACAGGAGAAAGAACAACCAUUCAAUCAACCUUUGAAUAAAAAGAAAAGUGAUCAGGGUGCUAUUGCCAGUCCCUGGGUGAAACAAAGGCUACAGCAGUUUAUUCUUAAUAGGCAGGACCAGGUUGCAAUUCCAGAUAUUGUCCUGUCUGCAUUUCCUAGGAAACCCAAACUGGAUUUGAAUCAAUCCGAGUCUAUAUCCAAGACAUAUUAUUCUGAUUGUUUUGGGGAGGACAAUCCAUUAAGAAGAACAGUCUCUGAGCCAAUUCUGAAAGUGAGACGAAAGAGGAGUUUAACCGGCAGACAGAAUCCUCUGCAGCGUAAGACCAGUGCGCCCCCUGCUGUCAGAGCACCUGACACUAUGGGUGUAGCACCCAGUUCUUCUUCAGUACCUAAGAGGAGUACGGCAGCAGAUAAUAAAACACAGAACUAUGGCCCGCCACAGUCACAUGAGGCAGAACCUCCGCCAUGCAUUGCCCUUCAGAACCCCAUGUUCAUGUCUGUCAUGACGCAGACUUGGCCUGCCCCUCAGAUGCAGCUGUUAACAGUGCCUUCAAAUUGUCUUACAGUUUCUGUGCCUCCAGUGAUGUCUCAUAGGAUGUUGCAUAAAACCAAGUCGGCGCCUUCUUACAUCUCAUACACAUACACAGAGACUACUGCAGUUACACACCCCAUAUAUGACCAGCACCAGACCUUUUGUCUACAGGACAGAAUCCAGCAACACACUGUUUCUAAAAAGGUACCAUUUCACAAAAUGUGGCACAGUUGUUCAGAAGAGCUUUUUGACAAAGAGAGACCGCUGGGCAGUGAGAGUUACAGAGAGAGAGCAAAAGAUGGAGGACACAAUCCGUUUGAAUCAACUGAUAAAAGUUACUACAAUCAGAUGGGACCUGACUCUGAAGAAGAUAGUCACCGACCAAUAAGAUGUCCUCAGCGGCGCCUUAAUAGAUCUUUGCCCCCGCACUUCAGCUGUCCCACAAUUGUCACAAGCCUAUCCCAGAGUAUCAUGAACAAACCAAACUACACCACAGGCUUGGUGUAUGACUCUCAGAUGCUGAAACACGAGUGUGACUGUGGGGAUAAUAGCAAGCACCCUGAGCAUGCUGGCAGGAUUAAGAGUAUCUGGUCAAGACUGCAUGAGUGUGGCCUUCAGAAACAAUGUGAGUUGGUUAGGGGCAGGAUGGCAACUAUUGAGGAACUAAAGUCAGUCCAUUCAAAGGAUCAUGUUAUUAUUUUCACGGAGCACUCAGACCACAUGGAGACGUUUCAGACACAACCAUGUGGAGGAAAGGGGAGGCAUCGGGAUAUGGUAUGGAACAGCUUGUCCAGUUCACCAGCACUUAAAAUGGCAGUCGGCAGUGUGAUCGAGCUGGCCUUGCGUGUUGCUCAUGGAGAGCUGAGGAAUGGGUUUGCUGUGGUUAGACCUCCAGGACUCCAUGCAGCACAAUCUCAGACAGUAGGCUUCAGUGUGUUUAACUCUGUUGCUAUUGCCGCUAAACAACUGCAGCACAGAUUAAAUAUGAAAAAGAUUCUUAUAGUGGAUUGGGAUAUUCAUCAUGGUUGUGGAACUGAGGAAAUAUUUUACACAGAUCCUAGUGUGCUCUAUAUUUCUCUGCAUCGCUACGACGACGCUACUUUCUUCCCUGGUACUGGAGGACCUAACCUGGUAGGAGAUGGGGAAGGGACAGGCUAUAAUGUAAAUGUGGCUUGGUCUGGAGGGCUUAAUCCUCCAAUGGGAGAUGCAGAAUAUUUAGCUGCAUUCAGAACAAUAGUUAUGCCAAUUGCUCGUGAAUUUUCACCCAAUGUGGUCCUGGUUUCAGCUGGUUUUGAUGCUGCUGAUGGUCAUUCCCCUGCUCUAGGCGGAUACAAAGUGUCAGCUAAAUGUUUUGGAUUCCUGACCAGAAAGUUAAUGGAGCUGGCUGAAGGUCGGGUUGUAUUGGUCUUAGAGGGAGGUUAUGACCUCUCAACUCUCUGUGAUGCCUCACAGGCCUGUGUCGGUGCUCUUUUGGGAAAUGAGCUUGAGCCUUUAACUGAGGAAGAGUUAUUGAGAAGGCCCUGUGAUAGUGCAGUCAGGUCUCUUGAGGAGUUACUUCAUGUACAGAGCCAAUACUGGGGCUCAUUAAAAUCUAUGUUAGAGUCUGUUGCCCUGCCAUAUGUUACAGCAGAGUCGAAAUACUCGGCAGACAGUGACGCUGCUUCUGCUAUGGGUGGCCUCACUAUGACUGUUCCAAGCAGAAGAUGUUACCCAAAUGAGCCAAUGGAACACGACGAAGCUGAUUUUAUGACUGAUGUGGUUGAUUGCAGUGUUGUGGGAGACCGAAGACAAUCCUAAGAAACUGUAACCAAAUAAUAAUAAGCUUUCCCUGAGAAGCUUCACUGAUCAACAAGAUUUUACACAUACUGUAAAAUUUUAUCUAGUGAGAAAUUGAGAAUUCUGAGUCAUUUUAAUCUAAACUGAGAGGAUUUUGUAAUAAUAGCUUGUACAUAAUGUCACUGAAGGACUGAGAGGAAGUGAAAGUUUGUGAAACAUUGAGAAAUAUGUUUGUCCAACACAGAUCUUAAUAUGCAAGCAAAGCAAUUCAGUUUAACAUAAAGUGAUAGUUCGCCCAAAAAUAAAAACUGUCAUUAUUUACUCACCCUCUUGACAUUUCAAAUCUGUAUGACUUUCUUUUUUUCUUCCUUCCACAGAAUACAAAAGAAGUUAUUUUGAAAAAUGCCAUUAACUUGCAUUGUUUUUUGUUAACAUACUAUAAAUGUGAAUGGGGUCCAGUGCCAACUUCCUGCAAAAUAUUUGAUGUAUUGUGCGGAAGAAAGUUAUAUGGGUUUGAAAUAACAAGAGGGUGAUAAAAUGUUGACAGAAUUUUAAAUAGUUGGUGAUGCAGUUUUUUGAUGCCUGUUGGGAAAUUCAUAUUUACAAGUUUGUACGUUUUUUAAAUCAGUAUUUAUGAUAUUAGCAUACGGCAGACUAAUUGAAGCAUCGAAAACCUUCAGUGCUGCAUCCGUGUAUGUCUAAAGUAAGAAUGACUGUGUGGUUGCAUUCAUGUGCACUCAGCUCAAAUGUUAUUGUAUUUCAGACAUGAAUUUUGAUCUUUAUUUUCAAAUUUUUAAACAUUUUAAUGUUUACAUUGUGUUACUUGUUCAGAACAAUUGUGGAAAAUAUGUAAUGUUUUUGUGAAGCUAUUUUUCAUUUAUUUUCAACAACUGGAUAUUUUGAAUAAAAAUGUAUUUUAAUAAUAA
Triplophysa dalaica is the source of this 3312-nucleotide messenger RNA. It is a transcript of the gene hdac7b, whose product is annotated as histone deacetylase 7b. The transcript is spliced from 23 exons. The record is from RefSeq and is a predicted model, not a curated record. Gene Ontology annotation, molecular function: histone deacetylase activity. Gene Ontology annotation, cellular component: histone deacetylase complex. NCBI's taxonomy places the organism in Eukaryota, Metazoa, Chordata, Actinopteri, Cypriniformes, Nemacheilidae. The coding region runs from base 32 to 2407 and encodes 791 amino acids. Gene Ontology annotation, biological process: chromatin organization; negative regulation of transcription by RNA polymerase II.